CGCAGAACGAAUGCAAAUUAACCGACCUCUUCAAAUCCCCAAAAAACUAAACCGAACGUGCGCUUCAGUUGCACUCGAAGCGCGCUACGAUCCACAACAUGGCCCACCUCAGCAAGUACUUCUACGAAGCCACGGCUGGCAAAACGUGCCGCGACCUUUGCCACCCGCAGUACGCAUCCUGUUGGACGGCACUGGCGGUGAAUGUGUUCAGUCUGCUGCCGGGCAGCUACAAGCUGUUCUUCCCACUGUUGGCGAUUCCUCCAUUGAUCAAGGGCGGCGGAUACACGCGGCAGUACUGGCGGGAUCACACCCUUAGCUACAGCGAAAUUUCCUUCAAAACGUAUCUGAUCGCGGUGAUGGGACUGAGCAUGCAUUGCUGCUUCUAUAAAAUAUUCGGUCGCCAUAAAUACUACUGGAUAAUGGGAGCAACCGGAUUUUUUAGCGCAACCAUCAUUUCAUUCUACCUAUCGCGUCCUCAUCUGCGAUUGCAAGGAAUUACCUACUUCAAUAUGAUGUUGGAAGUCAUCCUGAAAAAGAGUAAAAUUCGACUGGUCCAGGUUCUACGGGAGUCAAAGCUAUGUGCAACGAUAAUGUUUAUGGUUUUCAACACCAGAAUUAUGGAGAUCCUGCAGCACGGAGCGGUGAACCAAUUUUGGAUGAUGCAUCCGGCAAAGAUUCGGGAUACAGAUCUGAGUUCCGUAGACGACAGCUGUGUCAUGAAGUGUAUCUAUCCGUGCGGAUACAAGGCAUGCUCGCAUGAGCGAUCCUGCGAUGCAUACAUCUUAGAUGGCGUCCUAAAAUACUCUUUCGUGGGAUUCACCAUCGAGUUUGCCCGGGCAGUGAUCGCCAAGUUUCCACUCCUGUACAAACAACCGAACCGCUUCCUACCGGGCUUGCGACGAAUUCUCAGCUUCAAACUAAUGUUCUUUCUGGCCGCCUACAUCGGCAUCUACCGAGUGACGGGAUGCCUUCUGUGUCGUCACCACGGCCGCGAUCAUCCCAUGCACAAUCGAGUUGCUGCCUUCCUGAGUGGAGCAUCGUAUUUCAUCUAUCCCAAGUACCAGGUGUUUACGCUGGCGUUCACCAAAUUUGUCGAGAUGUCCUGGGACCACUGGUUCAAAACGACGGAACCACUUCCGGAGUGGGCAACCCGCGUCAAGCGGAUCCCGUUUCUGCAGCUUGCGUACAUGAUUGGGGUCGGCUACAUGUACCACGCGCUGUUUUUCCACGCUCACCUCUCGCCACCGUUCAACAACAAGGCGCUGAACUACUGCUCCGGCAAUCGCAUCGAGAACAUGAAGCGACGCAUAGUCGGCUGGAUGCUUGAGACCGAGUGGAGUAAAGUUUGAAUGCAAAUUAUGCGAAAUAGAAUGGAAAGCGGGCAAAUACAUAUUAUUUUAUGUUGUUCUAAAUUUAUUGAAAUACAUUAUAAA
Molecule: messenger RNA, 1433 nt
Organism: Armigeres subalbatus
Lineage: Eukaryota; Metazoa; Arthropoda; Insecta; Diptera; Culicidae
Product: transmembrane protein 135-like
Exons: 6
Coding region: 99-1349 (416 amino acids)
Source: RefSeq, a predicted model, not a curated record